UCUCGCUCUCCCUGUCGCCCCUUACACUUGUGUCCCUCUCGCCGCCCUACUUACUCGCCGUGUCGCUCACCCACCAUCUCGCAUGCCCGAACAAACCCGUGCAUGACCCCUCAGACCCGCUGACCGCGCAGUACCCGUACUCGCCGUGGCGUGUUUGUACCGGUGCUGGUAUGGGUCCGGGUCCGGGUCGAGGGUCGAGUCUGGCACAUGCGAGCCCGACAGAUGGUCGACACGCAUGUUCCUCAUCUCGCGGACGCUGCGCCACAUACCGCGGAUGGACCCACCAGCAUCGAAGGAUCAGCCGCUUACAGAUACGGAUCACGAACCGAUGCGCACUGGUAUGACGCGAGCCAAUUCGCCAUACAUAACGUGCCCAAGCCCGGUACGACACAACUCAAUGAGCAGCAUUGCGACAAGCAAUACUCCACCAGGCACCCGGCGCGGCAUGCAAGGGCCUGCCGAGCCCCAGCUCGACGCGCAUAGGCCCGUGAAGGAUGAGUGUGCCGCACCGCAGCCCAAGGAGCUCGGCCGCCGAGUACGAACACAACAAGUGGGGGAGCGAGUCCGCCACGUACAUUCACUGGGCAGAUGGUAGCUCGUACAAGCGUACAAUUAGCAAGCACGAUUUUGUACAGUAGUAGCAAUCAAUAGAAUAUGAUUGAAUUGA
This is a messenger RNA of Fomitopsis serialis, 667 nucleotides long. RefSeq lists its product as uncharacterized. The record is from RefSeq and is a predicted model, not a curated record. NCBI's taxonomy places the organism in Eukaryota, Fungi, Basidiomycota, Agaricomycetes, Polyporales, Fomitopsidaceae. The coding region runs from base 236 to 595 and encodes 119 amino acids. The transcript has a single exon.